AUGGACCACCUUUUGGAGGUAUUGCGGGUCUCCGUCGACAAUGCCCAGCGCAAGGCGGCCACCGUCCGGCUUCAACACCUCCAAAGUCAGGAUCCGUCGCUCUUUCUGGAUCACACUUGGGCGGGCAUCUCCUCCCCGGCGGUUUCCUUGGAGGAGCGGUUUUUCCUCUGCUCCGUUGUGGCGGCCUUCGUGGAGGGGUCGUGGCACCACGGCGUCCCGGCCGCCCUCCAGGCCGCCGUCCUCCACCGCUACAGCGACUUCGUCGUCCACACGAGGCUGCCUUCGUUGGGAUUCGCACGGAAGUUGGCAGGUAUCACCGCGUUGAUGGCCAAACGAGGGGCGGGCAGGGCGCAACCCCGUGGGCUGCCGCCGCUGCUCGACUCCCUCGCUUCCACCUACGCGAAUGCCCUAACGGAUGCGUGUGGGGGGGAAAUCGCAGUGGAUGGGGGGGGGGGGGGGCAAGCCGUUUCGCUCUUCUUCCACAGCGGCUGCUGA
Phytomonas sp. EM1 is the source of this 495-nucleotide messenger RNA. The record is from the annotation of a GenBank genome assembly. NCBI's taxonomy places the organism in Eukaryota, Euglenozoa, Kinetoplastea, Trypanosomatida, Trypanosomatidae.